UUAUAGUUUUUUAGAUUACGAUUCACAUCUGGCGUUCAUUUUGUAUCAACCACGCCGACUGCCGUGGGUUAAAGAAAUUGGAAAAUUAAUCCCACGCGCCGGUAGCUUGCGUGUGGUGAUCUCUAGAAUUGUACAAUAUAAACCCCAUGCCAUCACCACCACCUCCGGCCCAUCUCCUUCCAAUCCAAACAUGCCCCCACCACUAAUCCUGCUCGUCCUCCUCCUGCUCCCACGCGCCGCCAAUGGCGAGUGGGGCCUCCUCCACCCGAACAUCGGCGUAUCCGCCAUGCACAUGCAGCUCCUCUUCACCGACCGCGUCCUCAUCUUCGACCGCACCGACUUCGGCGCCUCCAACAUCUCCCUCCCCGCGGGCAGGUGCCGCCGCGACCCCAACGACACCGCCCUCCCCGUCGACUGCACCGCCCACUCCGUCGAGUACCACCCGGCAUCCAACUCCGUCCGCCCCCUCACCGUGCUCACCGACACCUGGUGCUCCUCCGCCGCCGUCCUCCCCAACGGCACCGUCCUCCAGACCGGCGGCUACAACGACGGCGAUCGCGCCUCCCGACUCUACAAGCCCUGCGCUGCCGCUGACGCCUCCUGCGACUGGCAGGAGAUCAACCCCGCCCUCGCGCUGCGCCGCUGGUACGCCACCAACCACAUCCUCCCCGACGGCCGGGUCAUCAUCGUCGGCGGCCGCCGCCAGUUCAGCUACGAGUUCUACCCGAGGAGAUCCGAAGCCGAGAGGCCGCGCAACCUGCCGUUUCUUGUUGAGACGAAUGAUCCUAGGGUUGAGAAUAACCUCUACCCCUUCGUUUUCUUGAAUGUGGAUGGAAAUCUCUUCAUUUUCGCCAACAAUCGAGCUGUUUUGCUCGAUUACGCCAAAGGCGUGGUGGUGAAGACUUACCCGACCAUCCCCGGCGGGGAUCCGAGAAGCUAUCCCAGCUCCGGUUCUGCAGUUUUGCUGCCAUUGAAGAGCAGCUCCGCAGCUCAAGUUUUGGUGUGCGGGGGUGCCCCUAAAGGAGCAUUUCUCAGCGGUAAUAAUGGAAACUUCGUGGCGGCGCUGGACACAUGCGGUAGGAUUCGAAUCAAUGACCCGAACCCCCAGUGGGCCAUGGAGACCAUGCCCGGUCCGCGGGUCAUGGGGGAUAUGGUUUUGUUACCCAAUGGUGAUGUCUUGAUCAUCAACGGGGCUGGUUCGGGCACGGCCGGAUGGGAGUUGGGUAGGGACCCGGUUCUCGCGCCGGUUAUCUACCGACCCGACAAUCCGGUCGGGUCGAGAUUCGAGAUCCAGAGCUGGAGCGCCACUCCCAGAUUGUACCACUCGACCGCAAUAUUACUACGUGAUGGGCGGAUCCUGGUGGGCGGCAGUAAUCCUCAUAUAUUCUACAAUUUCACGGGAGUUGAAUUCCCAACCGAUUUAACUUUAGAAGCAUUCUCUCCUCCUUACUUGAACUCAUCGUUUGCUCGCACGCGGCCGCAGAUUAUUUCUCCGGCCUCACAGUUCAAAAUUGGGUACGCGCAACAACUGGUAGUAGGUUUCAGCGUGGGCUCGGGUCAAGUUGAUGGGGAUUCGGUUAUAGUUACAAUGGUGGCACCCUCAUUCGCAACUCACUCGUUUUCGAUGAAUCAGAGGAUGUUGGUGCUAGGUGGAGGGAACGUAACGCUAAACGCCAGUUCGAAUCAAAUUCGGGUCGUCACACCGGGUUCGCCCAAUCUUGCACCACCCGGAUACUAUCUUUUGUUUGUGGUUCAUCACAAUAUUCCUAGCGAGGGUAUUUGGGUCCAAAUAAAUUAAAGGAUUUUAGAUAUAUACGUACAUUCUUUUGUUAAUAUCAUAUACAUCAAAAGAUUGGAUUGACUUUAUAGGAUCGAUCAGGAUAAGUGUGUGAUUUCUGUUUUGGUUUUGUUUUGUGAUUUAUUGUUUUUUUAUUUGCAAAUGCAAUGAAAAUUGAUGGUUUGUUGCGUGGUGGAGUAAGUCGCAACCACGAUCCUUUUCCUCCCCAAUCAAGAAAUGAAAAUAUUAGUCGUUUGCCACUUCA
Salvia miltiorrhiza (redroot sage) is the source of this 2042-nucleotide messenger RNA. RefSeq names its product aldehyde oxidase GLOX-like. The record is from RefSeq and is a predicted model, not a curated record. Bases 191 to 1798 code for a protein of 535 amino acids. The transcript has a single exon. NCBI's taxonomy places the organism in Eukaryota, Viridiplantae, Streptophyta, Magnoliopsida, Lamiales, Lamiaceae.